Molecule: messenger RNA, 1554 nt
Organism: Cokeromyces recurvatus
Lineage: Eukaryota; Fungi; Mucoromycota; Mucoromycetes; Mucorales; Mucoraceae
Product: N2,N2-dimethylguanosine tRNA methyltransferase
Exons: 4
Coding region: 1-1554 (517 amino acids)
Biological process (GO): tRNA N2-guanine methylation
Cellular component (GO): nucleus
Molecular function (GO): RNA binding
Source: RefSeq, a predicted model, not a curated record
AUGUCUACAACAUCACAAUCAUCAGAAAUAGACAUUACUCAAUUUCAUACUGUAACUGAAGGGAAAGCAACUAUUCUUUUCCCUAAAAAGAAUGAAGUAUUUUAUAAUCCCGUUCAACAGUUUAAUCGUGACAUGUCGAUCGCUGCCAUACGUACUUGGAGUGAAAUAUUCAACCAAGAAAAGGCUGAACGUUUAGAAAAAAAGCUUGCCAGGGCAAAAGAUGAAAAAUCAAAAAAUAUACUUCAGGAAAAAAUAGAUGCAGUCAAAAAUUCCAAUAAUUUCACAAUUCUUGAAGCGCUUGCAGCUAGUGGGUUGAGAUCGAUUCGAUAUGCAAAAGAAAUCCCAAAGUUAAAACAAGUAGUAUGCAAUGAUAUUGAAGAAGACGCUAUACAAGCUAUUAAGCGUAAUGUAAAGUAUAAUGGUCUAACUGAAGAUCUCGUGAAACCCAAUCAUGGCGAUGCUAUGCGUGUUAUGUAUGAUACAGUAGGCACAAAUGAAAAAUAUGAUGUGAUAGAUUUAGAUCCUUACGGUAGUGCUGCACCUUUUGUUGAUGGAGCUGUUCAAGCAGUGUCAGAAGGGGGUCUAUUAUGUGUUACAUGUACUGAUCUUGCUAUCUUGACAGGUGCAAUGCAUCCUGAAACUUGUUUUGGUAAAUAUGGUGGUAUGCCUUUGAAAAACAUGUUUCCACAUGAAAUAGCUCUUCGUUUAGUUUUACAAAUGUUACAGACUUCAGCUGGUCGAUAUAAGAGACAUAUUGUACCCCUUUUGUCAUGUAGUAUUGAUUUUUAUUUACGUGUCUUUGUGCGUGUAUACACAUCACCUCAAGGAGUAAAGAAAUCAGCUAGUCGAAUGGCAAUUGCAUAUGAAUGCUCUGGUUGUCAUGCUUAUUCUACUCAGUCACUUGGUAAGGUUUCAUUAAAAGAGAAUGGUGCUGAAAGACAUACACCUGGUUCAGGUCCAACCGUCAACACUUUCUGUGAGCAUUGCAGUAGUACGCAUCAUAUUGGUGGACCCGUUUGGGGGGAUAAAAUUCAUGAUGAUGAAUUUGUUGCCAGGAUGCUUCAACAUGUGAAAGAGAAUGAAACAAAUUACGGCACCUCUGCACGAAUGAAGGGUAUGUUAUCAGUUAUUAAAGAAGAAAUACAUGUUCCCUUUUAUUGGACUCUUGCCAGAUUGUGCAGUACAGUACAUUGUAAUACUAUUCCAAUGAUGGAUCUCUAUUCUGCUAUUUUAAAUGCGGGUUAUCAAGUAUCUGCUUCACAUGCAGCUAAGCAAUCCAUCAAGACAAAUGCGCCACCCUCUGUUAUGUGGGAUAUUAUGCGAGCUUGGGUUAAAAAGCAUCCUGUAGUCAUGAAUAAUAUUGCAGAAAAUUCACCAGCAAGGAGGAUUCUUGCUAAGGAGCCAACAAUUGAAGUUGAUUUCACAAGACAUCCUAAAGCAAUGCCUGAAUCAAAGCAUGAACAUUUAGUACGCUAUCAAGUAAACCCUACUCCUAACUGGGGCCCUAAAGCUAGAGCUGGUCAAAAAAGAAAGACAGACGAACAAGUAUUCUAA